AUGAAAGCACAAACCUUCCUUCUUGCCCACGUGCUUCUGCACUCAACUCGGGCACUUUCGUUACCCGACGAUGUUCAUGCCGCCCUGACACCCAGGACCGACUCCAAGAAGCCCUCCAUCGAGUGGUCCAAAUGUGACCUGAACUUUCGUGACAAGGCUAAGAACGAAGCCCAGAAGAAGUUCGAUUGUGCUAGAUUUGAGGUUCCUCUUGACUACAUGAACUCGAGCGAUGGCAAGACGAUCAAAUUGGACUUGAUCCGUGCCAAAGCUACUAAGGAGCCCUCCAUGGGUAGCGUUCUCUACAACCCAGGCGGACCAGGUGGCUCGGGUGUCGAGGCCGUAUUGACAGGUGCAGAGGCAAUGCUCCCUGUUCUCGGUGGGCACUACGAUAUCAUCGGGUUUGAUCCACGCGGUACCGGGCGUACCAUUCCCUUUGAUUGCCCGACCGCUGAAGAAAUCCUUGCUAACGCAGGUAAUCUCCAUCGCCGAGAAUUCCACACACUUCCUCAAUUUGAUGUCUGGGAAGAUGUCAAGACUGAGGGGUGGCAAAUGUUUCGUCAAGUGGCUCAGUUAUGCUGGGAAGAACAUCGAGACACUGGUCGUUUCAUUGGGACUCCCUUUGUUGCAAGAGAUAUGAUGGCAAUCGUCGACGCUCUCGGCCAAGGCGACAAAUUAAACUACUGGGGCAGCUCCUAUGGCACUAUUCUUGGCCAAGUUGUAGCCUCAAUGUUCCCCAAGCGCGUCGGCCGCAUCCUUCUUGACGCGAACCUAAACGCCGACGACUACCUUGCAGGAACCUGGUUAACCGGCACGUUUGAUACAGAGAGGUCGCUUGCCAACCUAUUCAAUGACUGUGUCAUGUCCGGCAAGGAUCUAUGCUCUCUAGCCGAUUACCACGGCAAGAGCACGACCGGGGAGAGCUUGAUGAACGAAUUCAGGAGCAAGUCAGAAGAUGUUGCACUGUCGUAUCAAACCAAAGAGCAGAUCUUGCAGCCUCUGUACAAUCCCAUCUACUUCCCGACUGCCAUUAAAGCUAUCGAGGAUCUCUUCACUGGGAAAACGCCCGACAACAGCACUGGAGGCGCGAGUGGCACGAAAUGGAACCGCCAGCAAGACAUGGCAUUGUUUGGUAUCGCGUGUAGUGACAGCACUUUCCGUGUAGAAGACCCCGACGACCUCUUCUCGGUGUAUCAAGCUCACUAUGCUGAGAGCUCAUUUGCCGAUGUUACAAUUAAGGGCCGAGUGGGUUGCGCCAGCUGGAAAUUCUCGGCUGCUGAGCGAACUGAUCUCAACACACUUCGCAACGUCAACACCAGUUAUCCCAUCCUGGUCGUCAAUGGUAGAUAUGACCCAGCCACAUCUCUGCGUAGCGCAUGGGAAGUUUCUACCAAGUUCAGAGGAAGUCGAGUUGUUGUCCAUGAAGGCGCCGGUCACGGUCUUACCGCCCAUCCCUCAAAUUGCACCAACAACAUCGUUGCGAAGUACUUUAUCGAUGGAGAAAUGCCCGAGGUCAACACCACCUGCAGCGCCGACAUGACUGCUUUUGAAUACGUUGAUUCAUUGAUUAAGGGGAGUGAUGAGGAAGAUUAG
Molecule: messenger RNA, 1590 nt
Organism: Fusarium coffeatum
Lineage: Eukaryota; Fungi; Ascomycota; Sordariomycetes; Hypocreales; Nectriaceae
Exons: 4
Coding region: 1-1590 (529 amino acids)
Source: RefSeq, a predicted model, not a curated record